CAGGCGGCAUCCCUCAAUGGGUCUACGAAAGCUGUGGAGAUGCUCCUAGAGCAUGGAGCAGAUGCGAAUUAUCAGGGCGGCCUCUACUCCAAUGCGCUCUUUGCCGCUUCUUUGAAUGGGCACGACGAUGUUGUGAAGCUGUUGGUUUACCAUGGCGCCGAUGUCAACAUACAAGGCGGUCUAUACGCUAAUGCACUACAAGCAGCCGCAAUCAAUGGGCACGACGACGUCGUUGGCAUACUGUUG
Trematosphaeria pertusa is the source of this 246-nucleotide messenger RNA. Its product is annotated as ankyrin. NCBI's taxonomy places the organism in Eukaryota, Fungi, Ascomycota, Dothideomycetes, Pleosporales, Trematosphaeriaceae. The record is from RefSeq and is a predicted model, not a curated record. The transcript has a single exon. The annotation marks the transcript as partial. Gene Ontology annotation, molecular function: protein binding.